GGAGCCGGCGGGGAGCGCGCUCGCCCGGGAUCCGGAGCUUCAGGUUCAUGACACAAAAUGACCUUCACAGUGAAGAUUCUCAUCCUUAAACAAGAAGACCAUACCGGAGGUUGUGAUGAACAUGCCACUGAAUCAGAUCUCUGUCAUUCCAGCUCGAGAUGCUACCUCUAUCAGGGUCUCCAGGAGUAAGACCAAAGAAAAAGAUAGGGAAGAGCAGAAUGAGAAGACUUUGAGGCAUUCCAUGAGUUGUUCAAGUCACAUUUCUAAGGCUGGAAGUCCAACAUCUGUAUCAGCUCCCCAUGGCUUCUCUCGUACUUCUGUUACCCCAUCUAACCAAGACAUCUGCAGUUCCAGUGCAGUGUUUUCUGAAUGUUGUCAUCACAGUCCCGUGCAGUCAGCUGUUGUCUUGAAAUCUGCUCUCUGCCAGAGUUCUCUGACACAAGGGGUCACUGUGACAGUGAUCUGUAAAGACACAUUACAGGACUCAAAGAAAAACUCCUAUGGCUCAGAAUGGAUCCAGGCCUUAAAGCCUCCUAAGAAUACCAAAGCCAGAAGAACUCUGAAGUUCUCCAAGUCCCUCAAUGAUGUGGUUGAGAAGGCCCAGAAUACUAUGGAGAACUUUGACUGUGUAGAAAGAACUUACUCUGAAGGAAAAUUAGCACCACCUCAAGACCAGUGCCUCAAGAUGAACAAAUUUCACCAUAAGGAAAAACAGAUUCUCAAUCUGAAGCCUCUUAUGUUUGGCAAUUAUAAACACUCACAUGUUCCAUCAUUUUCUGCCAAUCAUUCAAGCACCUUUGGAAUAGGAGCCACCCAAGGGAGUUUCAACAUCUCAUCCCUUGAAGAGAAAGCAGAUAAUGAGGCAGCCUUGAAAAGCAAGCGAUUACUCUGUUACCUCUUUUCCUUCUCUCACAGUUCAAGCACCAGCAGUUUGCACAAGUUCCAUGAGCUGGAAAGCUACUCAGCUAGCUUGCCAGCAGCUAAGUCUUCCAGUGUGUUGGUGGGGAGCACAGGCUUCUGCUCUGAUGAUAUGGGGGAUGAUGAUGUCUUUGAGGACAGUGUAUCCUCCAAACUGAAAAACAAGGAGAUACGGGCACCACUCUGUUCCACUGAGAAAGAUAGUGACCUGGAUUGCCCUUCUCCCCUCUCUGAAAAGUUUACCCCCUUAUCCCCUGUGUCAACAUCAGGAGACACCUGCAGGAUAUGUCACUGUGAAGGAGAUGAUGAGAAUCCUCUUAUUACACCCUGUCACUGCACAGGAAGUCUUCAUUUUGUCCACCAAGCCUGCCUGCAGCAGUGGAUCAAAAGUUCGGACACGCGAUGCUGUGAACUCUGUAAAUAUGAGUUCAUAAUGGAGACCAAACUAAAGCCUUUGAGAAAAUGGGAAAAAUUGCAGAUGACAUCCAGUGAAAGAAGGAAGAUCAUGUGCUCUGUAACAUUCCAUGUCAUUGCAAUCACUUGUGUGGUAUGGUCCUUGUAUGUUCUCAUAGACCGGACUGCUGAGGAGAUUAAGCAAGGACAGACAACUGGGAUCCUAGAAUGGCCUUUUUGGACUAAACUGGUGGUCGUGGCCAUAGGAUUCACUGGUGGACUUCUUUUUAUGUACGUACAGUGUAAAGUAUACGUGCAAUUAUGGAAGAGACUUAAAGCUUAUAACAGAGUGAUCUAUGUCCAGAACUGUCCAGAAACAAGUAAAAAGAAUGUUUAUGAAAAACCUGCACUAACAGAGCCAAAUUUUGAAAGUAAAGAUGGGCGACAUGGGAUCUGUCAUUCUGACACAAACUCUUCCCGUUACACAGAGCCUGAAGACCAUGGAGCAGAAAUUCUUCACGUCUGAUAAAGGGAGAAGGGGCUGUUAUUUUUUUUUCCCAGACAUUCAUGAAGAGCUGAGAUGACACUGUUUACUAAAAGCUGCAUACCUUAAAAAAAAAUAAAGAAAAAGAAAAAAUCAGCCAACAGCUUAGACUGGGCAGUUGAAUUUUUUCUAUUCUGUUCUGUUUUUCUAAAUCAUCUUCGACAUAUCUUUUAAUAUGUUAUCAUGGUGGCAUACCUUUUAUGUUGAGUAUCUUAUAGGUAUGCUUUAUGAGGAGGAAUGGUAAAAUGUAGGUGACUGAUACUACUGAUAGGGAGCAACUUUGCUGCCUGAUUCCUGUUCAGCCAAGUUGUAAAACCUGAAAGAUGAAUAAAAAGAAGGCAAAAUACAGAAGACUUAUGUGUGACCACACCAUGGAGCCUGCAUUGGAUUUUCCAAAGAGUGCUUUAUUUCACUUUAACAUCAGAUACCCCUAAAAACACUGGGAAAAAGCCAACUCUCAUUAAUGUCACCAUUAUUCAAGAAGAGUCUGAGAGAGAUGCACUGGAAGACCUUAAAUCAGGACUUGAAGCCUCUGAUAAUAUCUGCCAUUAACAUCUCUCUUGGGUAGUCAGGUUAAGAUCAUGCUUUACAUUUAAAGAUAAGUGACUCACAAAGCAAACAGCACUUUUAAAAAUCUUUAUUUUGUAAUAUGUGUGUCCAGUUGGAUUGAAACUUGAAAGAAUGUCUCAUUUCAGAAUAUUCCUUUCAAUAUACUUGGCCCUUUCCUAUAGGCCCUACAGACCUUUUUGCCUUAUGAUAUCUAAAAUGUUUGUGAUUUUCCAAUACAUCCCCACAGAAUUUUUGUGACCAUGAUGGAAAUAAACCCCAAUAUGGAGCUAUUGUGCAAACAAAUUCAUGGAUAUAAGAUGUUUAUUUGAAAAUAUGAUUUUUCUGGGUCUAUUCUUAUUUUUAUCAAGAGUAUAUAUAACAAGUGUACACAUGUACUUUUGUAAUAUCCAGUCUUAACUAAAAAAACAAAAGGGUGUGUGUUGUAACCUUACAGGAGGGCAAGGGAGUGAAUGAUCAGAAAUUGGUUGACUUUCUUUUCAUGUUAAUUUGUAUCCAAAUCUCUCCAAUUUGCGCUACUGUGAAGAAUGGAUUUGAAUUAAGAAGCAAAUGUUUAUCAUGCCUGUGAGUGUGCAUAUGUGUGUUUUAGCAGGACAAACAAUGAAAAGAACAUAUAAAAGCUAUAUUGACCUGAUUGCUAAAUUUGUACAAGAGGGAAGUUUGGGACCUCUGUGGGCAUGGUAGAUAAAGAAUUAUGAUGGAUAAGUGAGGAGUCUGGUUCAGUGGCUUGCUAAAGGCCAUGUAUCUAAAAGGUCUUCUCCUGAGAUGGAAAAUAUUGGUGGCACAAGAUCAAAAUGACUAACCCUAGCACACAAGGACUGAACUGGCUCCAUGAAGUGAACUGUUGAACAAAUUGGCUUAGAUGAAUUGUCCUGCUCCUAUAAGUAAAAUUGGCAAAUUGACUGGGCCUUGGUAUUGGAAAACAGCUUCUGUUGAAUCCACUGAAUGGACAGAAGGCCUAUGCUCAGACAUUACUGUAACCAAAAUGAGUAAAAAAAAAACAACAUUAAGUAUAUUAUAGUUAAUAGAGUAUCCAGCUUAUUCUCAUUCCCAUCUCCCACCCCCAUUGUGGGUUUUAAAGGUAACUUGGUGUAGUUAGUUGCUUAGAAAACUACCUUUUGAAUUCUAGCUUUUUCAAAAAUCUCUCACAUAGCUUGAUUUGUGUGAGAUGGCAGAUAGAAAGGCUCCAGAGUACAGCAGAAAAAAAAAAUCCUCCAUCUUCUUUGGACUUUUGAUAUGUCAAACUGUUAGAACUUUCUUCAAGUUCCUAAGGUGAUCCACUAUGUUUGCAGUUUGCCCAGUUUGGGUCACAUUCCUCUUCGGAUGCUUUUAGCUUCACAAACUCCAGCUUAUAUGCCUGACACAGAUUCUUUUCUGGCCUGGAAAUGGCUCUGUUGGUCCCUUUGCCAUGAAAGUGGGUGAAAAUUCCCCUCUCACUCCUGUUCCCUUCCUCUUAUCUCAGGCGGGUCAGAAACCUAUGCUUGUAUAGACUCUGUGUUUAAAAGUGCUCUUACUCCUGCCCUUUCUUCAGGCUUGACCUAUGAAUACAAUGAUUCAAAGAUUGUCUGCUCAGGUAUGUUAAAUACCAGGUCUGCCAGGCCUUCAGCCUUUUAAACAACCUUUUCCAUAACCCAGGUGACUCUUAACUUCUUUCUACCACUUCCGAUAAUAAACCCUUAGAGAAGAAAAAAAAAAUUGGUGUAACUUGCUUACUCAUUCUAGAACAGAAUUUGACAAAGUUCCUAAUGUCAUGUCCUGUGAACUUUCUUCCUUUUAAGAUCCUAGAAUAAAUUCUAAAUAAAUAUUGGACAUCUCUAUAGAUCUAGGCGACCCAGGAAAGUAUGGUUAAGCUGCCUUAAUCCCAGAUUCUCUUAAGUUUGUGACAAGGGAUUUCUUUGUAAAUGUUAUCUUUUAUGUGAGCAAUGAAUUAUGGGGAAGGUAUAGCAAGAUGUCAUCCUACUCCCUUAUUUCUUCCACUGAAAUGAUACACAAAUUACCCUACUCCAUUUUUAAUUUCAAAAAGUAUUGACUAUCACUAAUCCCAUUAACAAUCAUUUCUAGUUUCCCUUUGCUUACAGGGGUCUUGUUCCCCAACAAAAUACUGAUUCACCAGGAUACCACCUCAUGGAAGCACAGAAGAAUGCUUCACAUCUUUGUUGGCCAUAAAUGUGUUCUCCUAAUUUUGUUAUAUUGAGUGAUUAGAUUUUGAUAUAUUGAUCUCUGCCCCCAUCAAACCUUAGUGAUAAGACUGACUUACCAAAUGUAUUGCCAUAAAACAUCCACAAAACUGGGAUCAACCUGCAGGGAACAACAAACUCUUUAAUUGGAUAUUUGGGGCAUUGACUGAACCAAGGAGAGUGAUAGAAGACUAGGUUCCUUCUAACUAGCCAGAGAGUUGUAGUUUGCUUCCCAGGAAGCUGGCUGCUACCAGAUAUGGUUUCAAGUGUGUGCAGAUAGCCUUUCUUGCGUGUGUCUACUCUCGCUAAUGUAGUAUAUACAUUAAGCCACAUGCUUUAAAAUCCCUUGACUACUUAGCAAAGGCUCUCCCUAAAAAAGAUGAAAAGUGAUUGGACAAAAAAGGGGUCAUAAUCUCUCCCUCCUAUUGGUCCUGAUUCUUAUGUGUCCCAUCUCCCUUUCUUGGUUCAUUUCUUAAAUAGUUGCUCCUAGCAGCCAUGUAGGUGCUGGUGCUGUAUCUUUUGAUUGUAGGAAGUAGAGUAAUCAAAGCUUGCAGGUGUAUAUUUUAAACUGUCAACACUAUUUUUUUUUCUUCAAAUGUGCUGCCAAUCCCUGACCCAACUACUUAUUCCAUCCCAGGAUGAGAAGAUACUGUUGUGAUCUCUGUGUUCCUAUCAUCUUGAUGUGUAGUUUCCAAGGUAGGCCCUGCUUUCCAAACUGUAACUACACACAUAAAUUCAAAGUAGCUCAGCCAGGAAAAGGAGUCUCAUUUAAUUUCUACAAGUCUCAGUGAGAGUCUUCUGAUAUCUGCAUUUGGGCGUAGGGGUAGAUGGAAAGGGACAGAGAAAUUGAAAACACUCCUCACUAGAGUCCCAAAUUCUGCUGCCCAGGCAGCUCUAAAAGUAAGUAUGCUUUAUUUAAAAAAAAAUUUUUUUGUUCAAUAGCAUUAUCUCAGAUAAACGAAUAUUUAACAUAAAUUUUUCCCUGUGAAUUUAGUUUGAAAUAUUACUACCACAUCUAUAGAGACCAAGGAAGAAGAACCUAGCCUCAUCAAGAAGCACUUAACUUCUUUUAGGAAAUAAUUGCUCAACUUUUACAGUGAUCUGACAUUUAGGUGCAACAUUUGUAGAUAUAUGUAACCUGUUGUUAAAAUCGCAUUUACAGUGGCAUGGGUCAUGUAGUUUAUAAAGAACAUUUGAUAGUCGGCAAUUUUUUUAGUUCCUUAGGAAAUUUCUAGUAAUUUAAAUGUAUAGUUUUGUAUCCUUUUAUGUAUGUUAAUCUUUUCUCAGUAUUACCACUGGAGAGUUCUUAGUUUCUUAAACUGUAAUUGGUUAUUUGUGCUGUGAUACACAAGUUUGUUGACUGCAGCAAUAAAAGAUUUCUAUGAAAAGGA
Gracilinanus agilis (Agile Gracile Mouse Opossum) is the source of this 5990-nucleotide messenger RNA. RefSeq names its product membrane associated ring-CH-type finger 8 (gene MARCHF8). Gene Ontology annotation, cellular component: early endosome membrane; late endosome membrane; cytoplasm. Gene Ontology annotation, molecular function: zinc ion binding; ubiquitin protein ligase activity; MHC protein binding. Gene Ontology annotation, biological process: protein polyubiquitination; antigen processing and presentation of peptide antigen via MHC class II; immune response. The coding region runs from base 116 to 1837 and encodes 573 amino acids. NCBI's taxonomy places the organism in Eukaryota, Metazoa, Chordata, Mammalia, Didelphimorphia, Didelphidae. The record is from RefSeq and is a predicted model, not a curated record. The transcript has 8 exons.